Messenger RNA from Heterostelium album PN500, 1701 nucleotides. RefSeq lists its product as uncharacterized. The record is from RefSeq and is a predicted model, not a curated record. NCBI's taxonomy places the organism in Eukaryota, Evosea, Eumycetozoa, Acytosteliales, Acytosteliaceae. The transcript has 4 exons. Bases 1 to 1701 code for a protein of 566 amino acids.
AUGAAAGUUAUCUCUUUAGUUUUAGUAAUUUUCAUCAAUAUAAUAUCAAUUGGAGCAACUGAUAUUAUGUGUUUUGUUGAUUAUACAACUGGAGGACCAUGUACUCCAACUUCAACAUUCCAAGCAACUUGCUCAAAAAUUUCAGAUUGUAAUACUUGGGCCUAUAAUACUGUAAAUACCUAUCUGAGUGUUGAGAAUACCUAUAUUUAUAUUCAAAAUACUGGCUCAUCAGGAUAUAAUAGAGAUUGUCCUGAAUUGACAUAUCUACCAGCGUCAAAUUCUAUUACAUUCCAAGUUUUGGAUGGAUAUACCGUUAUUGAUUGUCAAGGAAACAGAUUCUUAUCUCUAACAAUGACCAAUUAUACAUAUAUCACAUUUUCAAAUAUUGGAUUCACCAAUUCAAAUGCUACAGGAAAUCAAUAUGGUUUGUUUGAUAUUACCUAUCCAACUUCCGAAGCCAGUCCAACUAUUAGUUUUAUUAAUGCCAAUGUCAGUAAUAUUAAGAGUGUAAACAGUGGUGGAUUCCUAAGAGUCUCCGAUUUGAAUGUCAAUAUAGUUGGCUCAAACUUUACAAAUUGCUACAGUGCUAUGGAAGGUGGAGUUAUCAAGUCAGACGAACUAAGUUUCAACAACAGUGUUUACAUCCAGGACUCAACAUUCACAUCUAACGGUGCCUAUCAAUUUGGUGGUGCAAUUUCAGCUCCAAAUGUUUAUGUACUCAACUCACAAUUCACUAAAAACUCUGUUAUCAGCUUUGGUGGUGCAGUCUACUCUACCAAUUCAUUCGUAUCUUCAUAUUCCACAUACAUUUCGAAUCAUGCUGCUAAUGGAGGUAGUGUUUACGCACAGAUUUCCUUAAUUGACAACUCAGUGUUUAAUUACUCAUCUGUUUCAUAUGACGGUGGUGCCUUGUAUUCUUUUAAUUCGACUAUUAACAACAGCACAUUCUUUGGAAACUACGCAAAGAAUAGCGGUGGAUCUAUUGUGUCUUUCUACAGCAUCGGUAUGGAGAGCACCAGUGUUUUGAAUUCAAGUGCUGGAGUGUCAGGAGGUGGAUUACUCGCUAAUGGUGUAGUCAAUAUUAUCCAUUGUGAUUUCGAUUACAACAUCGGUGGUUAUGGUGGUGCCAUCUAUUUAAACAACGGAAAUACACUUUCCACCAUCCUCAACGCCAGAUUCAGAGGAAAUACUGGUGACUCUGGUGGUGCAAUUGUAAGUGGUCAUACUGAAUACAAUAUUUUCAUAAUGAUAAAUAUUAAUAACAAUACAAAUUAUGCAGUUGGAUAUUAUUAUUAUUUUAUGUUAACUGAAUUCAAUAAUAACGUUGCUCAUUUCAGUGCUGGUGCAAUCUUCUUUUAUCUUACACCAUAUGAAUUCUAUGGUGGAUACUAUAUCAACUCAACAAGUAAUAGUAACCCUACUGUCGAUCAAACAUUCAAUAGUGAAGCUUUACCUUCUAGUUCACUCCCACAUGUUUUUGUCGAAAAGAUUCUCCUUACAAAUGGAAUCGAAUAUUAUACACCAUUAGUACAAGAUAGAAGUAGUCAAUAUGUGAAAGCAUAUGGAACUACAGGUAACUGUGUAAAUGGUAUUGCUGAGAUUAAUGUAGAAGGUGAUGUUAUAAAUUGUAAAUGUUUCAAAGGAUACAAAGGUCCUGCAUGUGGUCAGCAUUCUCUCUUCAAACUAUCAUUAGAUAACUAA